Messenger RNA from Tupaia belangeri chinensis (Chinese tree shrew), 1368 nucleotides. It is a transcript of the gene STPG3, whose product is annotated as sperm-tail PG-rich repeat containing 3. NCBI's taxonomy places the organism in Eukaryota, Metazoa, Chordata, Mammalia, Scandentia, Tupaiidae. The transcript has 8 exons. The record is from RefSeq and is a predicted model, not a curated record. The coding region runs from base 39 to 1103 and encodes 354 amino acids.
CACAGGGCAGUGCCCCAGGGAGAGGCCCGAGCCUGCCGAUGGAUUUCGACCAGAAGGCUGUGAAGUUCUUGGCAAGCUUCUACAUCAAUGGAGGAAAACACUGGACUGAUGGCCCCCUGAGGCAGACGCCGGAGCCCUCCCAGCUCCGGGCUGCUGUGCUGCUGCUGGGCCUGGAUUUCGACCAGAAGGCUGUGAAGUUCUUGGCAAGCUUCUACAUCAAUGGAGGAAAACACUGGACUGAUGGCCCCCUGAGGCAGACGCCGGAGCCCUCCCAGCUCCGGGCUGCUGUGCUGCUGCUGGGCCUGGGGCUGGCGGAGGCCUGGGCUGGGAUGCGGCCUCCAGGGGAACAGGUGGGGCCUGCCUGCCGCAGGUCACGGGCACGGCAGGGCACCCCCCGCCGAGAGCCCCAGCCUUUCUGCCCCUGGAUCCUGAGGGAGCUGCUGCUGGAGCGCCGGCCCCCGCUCACGGUCGACCUGGACAUCCCCGGCCCCACCAAGUACGAGGUGCCUAGUGCGUCUGUCCGCGAGUCCUCUCCGCACCCACACUACAGCUUCGGCCGCAGGUACCCUGGCCGAGAGGGUGGUGGCCGCAGGGCGUGGCAGACGGCAUGGCUGCAGAGCGAAAGUCCUUUCACACAGAAAGCAGACUUUAACCGGGAACAGUCGUGGCCAUCGCCUGCCGACUACUGGCCGCGUGGCAGGCCUGCCUUCCCAGCCUUCAGCUUUGGAGGCCAUCCUACCUCCAAGACACCCGAGGGACGCGGCCGCCCGGGACUGCUCCGUGCCAGGGCGCCGGGCUUCCACGUGAAGCCCUUGGUGCAGGCCCCUCCCAAGGGCCCCAGGGAGACCCGUCCCAGCCCUACCACCUAUGACACCCUCCCUGGGUGCCUUCUGCGGAGCCCGCGCUCGCCCGCCUUCUCCAUGAACCUUUUUCUUCCACCCCCUGGGCUAGCUCCCUUCUCCUCCACAGCCCAGACCCCAGGCCCAGCUGCCUACUCCGUGGAGGACUGCUAUAACUCACGCUUCCCGUCGGCUCCCACAGUGGUCAUCCAGGGUGUGCGCCGGCCCAAGCGCCACGACACAGGCCCCUUCUGCACACUCUAGAGCCGGCACAGCUGUGCCGCCGUCGAGGGGGCCCUGGCCUUCCCCAGGCCUGCCCUGGGACGUGCCACCCCCAGCUGGGCACCACCCCCCACCUGGCUGGCCAGCACUUCUGUGACCUCGGACAUGGAGGGCCAGCCCAGACCCCCAACGAUGAGGUUUGUUGGUUCUCGAUUCUGUGCCUGCUGCCCGCCUGCCCCCGGGCUGUCCUGAAAACACGACCUCUGCCCACUGAGCACUCUAGCCGUCCCUGCCAAGGGCUUCUUUU